AUGGAUUGGUUUCGGAAUUACGGUGGGGGAGCAGCAAAGGCAGCAGCAGCACCACCACCAUCACUUGGGCAUCACCUCAGCCACGAGAACAAGUCACAGCCUUGUUCUUCACAGGGAAGCGUACGGAUGCAAAUAGUCAUCGACUCUUCACCACAUAAACGCCCAUCUCCAUCAGUAUACGAUGAGGGUGAGGAUGAGCUCAGUAAUGCUGUCACUACGGAUCUCAUGCCACUGGCUUGGAAGCCUGCAAGUGCCAGCGCCAGUAUACCAUGCGGCGCGCUAGCCUCUCCAUCCGCCUCCGCCCUGGCCUCAAAACCAAGCCCAAAAAGGUCAUCAAGACCAGCAUCACCGCCACGGCCAUCUUCCUCUUUUGACCUCCCAAUACAGCAGCCUAAAAAGCGAGGCAGGCCAAAAGGCUGGAAGCCAGGCAUGCCAUAUUCUACCAUGAGCGACCGGCCCGUUUCGGAAGCCGCCAAGCUGGCCCGGGAAAAGCACCUGCGCGAGCAUCCAGAGGCUGCUGCCCCCGCCGCCAGGGGCAGACCACGCACGGCGGCGCCCAAGGGCCCGCCGAAACCGCGCGGCCGUCCGCCCAGGAAGCCGCCGCAGACUCCGCGGCAGGUUCUGGAUGGUCUGGAACGUCACUACGUACCCUUCCUAUGUGAAUGGAAGGGUUGCAAGGCAGAGCUGCAAAAUAUGGACACGCUGCGGCGCCACGUGCAUAAGGUGCACGGCAGGGACGAGGUCUGUCGGUGGUCGACCUGCGUUGGCUCCCAGUCGACCGAGGUCUUUGGCACCAACGAUGAGUUUAUCAACCACGUCGAGCACGCCCACCUAGUGCCAUUCCAAUGGCACAUGGGAUUUGGUUACAGCAACGAGAAACCAGUUCUUCCUAGGAUAAAAGCAGACGAGGACGCGCCCGUGCCUGCCUAUCUGCUGGAUGAAAAUGGGAUGCAGGUAACUCCUUGGAUAAGGGAGAUAGAGGUCGAGGACCAAGUGACACGUCUGGCACGACGAAAAAAGCUGCGUCUUGCGCUCAAAUGGAUGAACGAUGAGGCCCCGUUAGAGGACGGCGACAAUACCGAAGAAGAAGCCUCAAGCUGA
Pyricularia grisea is the source of this 1101-nucleotide messenger RNA. RefSeq lists its product as uncharacterized. The coding region runs from base 1 to 1101 and encodes 366 amino acids. The record is from RefSeq and is a predicted model, not a curated record. The transcript has a single exon. NCBI's taxonomy places the organism in Eukaryota, Fungi, Ascomycota, Sordariomycetes, Magnaporthales, Pyriculariaceae.